Messenger RNA from Pocillopora verrucosa, 1261 nucleotides. RefSeq lists its product as uncharacterized. NCBI's taxonomy places the organism in Eukaryota, Metazoa, Cnidaria, Anthozoa, Scleractinia, Pocilloporidae. The record is from RefSeq and is a predicted model, not a curated record. Gene Ontology annotation, molecular function: NAD binding; NADH pyrophosphatase activity; ADP-ribose diphosphatase activity.
GUUGGCUUUGCGAUGAGCUCAGCUAAGGCGGUGAACGCCGAAGGUUAUUUGGAUACCUCUACAAAUGAAUCAUUCAGCGAAGAUGAAUUCAAGGGGAUCAAAGAUAUCUUUGGUGGAAUAACAAUCAACACAGAUGUGGAGAAGUGUGAAAGUAAUGAAGACUUUGAAAGAAAACUUGCUUUAUCACUGGAAAAAUUCAAGCAGUGUGGUAUUAGGGGAGUUUGGCUUAGAAUAUCAAUAGAGAAUUCCACUUUUAUUCCAAUUGCUGUAAAACAUGGUUUCCAAUUUCACCAUACUUAUCCAACCUACAUUGUUUUAACUCACUGGCUUCCCAAAGAUGAACCAAACACUCUGCCAACCUUUGCCACAAGCUACCUUGGAGCUGGUGGGCUUGUAAUCAAUGAAAAGAACCAGGUAUUAGCUGUCUGUGAGAGAUACAGUAGAAAAAAGCAUUGGAAACUUCCUGGAGGCAUGGUAGACAGAAGUGAAGAUAUUGUUGAAGCUGUUACGAGGGAAGUGUUGGAGGAAACUGGUAUUCAGACCACUUUCAUUUCUCUUGUUUGUUUUCGUCACAUGCUUAACUUCCGUUUUGGCUGUUCAGAUAUCUACUUCAUAUGUCUUCUGAAACCUUUAACUCAUGAGAUAACAAGGGAUACAAAAGAGAUUGCCGAUGCCCAAUGGAUGGAGCUAGAUGAAUAUAUAGCAAGUCCUCUGGUGAAUGAUUCAAAUCGCUUCAUUGCAUUGGCCUACAAGAAUAAUUUUCAGAACAAUGACAGUGUAGUAAAGAUUGAAACGGAGCAAAUUCAAGUUCACAAAACAGUUGGAACAUUCUUCACACUUAAUUUUUAUAAUGAUAAAGACCACAAUAGAGAUGACAGCACCUAGAUUACAUCUUUUCAUGAUAUGAAGUUUGAGAUAUUAUUCGAACAUAUGUAGAAUCUUUAUUACAAUAACAUCCAUUGAUAUAUACAACACAAGUGAAUAGUCCUUUGUGCAGGCUGAUUGGCUUUUUCGAAGGUGAAGAGGACGCGCGUUUCUCUACCUGCAGGAAGAUUUGAGACGAGUUGGGGAGAGGUUUGCAAGGGGUCUGGCACUGAUAGUGCUAAUAUUACCUGAUUCCAUGCAGACCUCUCACCGGCUCACGUUGCUCAAGGCCCCAUACUUACUUUCCCACGGUUGAAGAAACGCUCGUGCUGAGGCUCUGACAAUGAGCAAUAAAACUACCCUCAGAAAUUAUGAUACAUACUUAGAAAAAUACACU